CAUAUUUAGGUAAACAUUCUACAGCUGUGUGUGUUAACGAGAGAUAAUACACACGGAAACAGAAUGGCUGCUGUUGGAGGAAGGUCUUGCCGAUUAUUACGAGAGGUCCAUAAUGCCAUAUCGAGAGUCUGCUCGAUUCAUACAGCCUCUAUUUACGAUGGAACAGUCGAGGACAUCAAACCUUUCGGUGACAUUCCUGGGCCAGGAGGUAUAUACAGGGUACCGUACCUAGGAACAAUGCUGCAAUUUAAACCAUUCACUGACAUCUGUACUAGAGACGUAGAGAGCCUGCUACGUGCGUUUCGUGACAAAUAUGGGGAUAUUUCGAGAUUCCGGAUGGGCAGCGACUACUGCGUGUGUCUUUCAUCGCCCGAACUUUGUCAACAGGCUUUGUCAGUCACUCCGAAGCUUCCAGACAGGUUAUUUAGCUUCCCCAUAUGUCAGGCGUUUUACGACAGAACAGGUGAACAAAGAGGGCUUUUGCUGCUGAAUGGCGAAGACUGGGCCCGUGUUCGGAAGCCUACCCAGAAAUUGACAAAUCGACCCACAAGUCUGGAACCAUACCUACCAAAACUUGGCGACGUGGCCGACGAUUAUGUGAGCAAACUUAGCCAGUCUUUAUUGAUUGAGGACGUGCAACACUCAUUAUACCGUUUCACCACUGAAAGUGUCGGUAUGCUUUGUUUCAACAAACGCCUGGGAUGCCUUGAUGGUGGGCACAAGUUCGAUACUAUCAUUGAAGGUCUUGACAUUUUCGUGGAAGCUAUCGAAAAGGACCUGAAAACUGUAGUAAGGCCGCACAAAUUCCUUGGGUUGAGGACGCCAUUUUACAAACGAUUUGAAGAGACAUUUCUGGCGCUGAGAAAUCUUUGUAAAGAAUACGUCUCCGAGAUCAUUGUGGAGUAUUGUCGUUUGGAAGAGGAGGGACAACUAGAGGAACACAUGGAAAAAUAUCCCAACAUGGUGUUUACUCUUCUACAGGAUGGUAGACUUGACGAAGGCACCGUCACUACCACUGUAACGGAUAUGUUUAUCGCGGGAGUAGAUUCUGCAGCGAAGACUUUAAGUCUUGUUCUACAGAAUCUGGCCAUUAAUCCUGAGAAACAGGAGAAACUGUACGAGGAACUCCAUGCAGCGGGGCUGAGUCCAGGUGAACCACUCACCAAUACUCUUCUGUCCUCACUGCCCUACCUUAAAGCCUGCAUCAAGGAAUCCAUGCGGCUUCACUACCCGUCCUCUGGAGGAAUAUUGAGGAAUCUGACACAAGACAUGAACAUUGGAGGAUACCACAUCCCUAAAAAAACAAACGUGUUAAUAGCCAAUGCUGUUAUGGUGAAGGAUGCCCGUUACUUUGACGACCCUGACCAGUUUCUGCCUGAGCGUUGGCUUCGUACAGACACAUCGACAUCUCAAGUGGUCAAAGCGUUCUCCAAUCUUCCAUUUGGACACGGAAACAGAAACUGUGCAGGGAGACGAUUUGCUGAGAGAGAGAUGCAAAUUGGCGUAGCAAAGCUCAUCCAAGCCUUCCGAAUCAGCCUACCUCCAGGCUGUCCGACUGUCACUCACGACUACAAGACGUUUGCGGCUCCAAAAGGUAAACUGACCCUCAAAUUGGAAGCCCGGGAGUGAUAGAAAUACCGAACAUCUACGUCCUGUGUCACUUGGACGAAUUUAGGCACUGGAUACUGCUGACUAGAAAACAAUGAACAUAAGAAAUCGCGUUUGGAGACUUUGUAUAGUAGGACUGAGUUAGAAACUCGAGCCUGUUUUCUAAAGGUAAUACCUGUUCAGGCUUAGUGGAGCAUCUGAUGAAAAAUUCAGAGCUCAAAGACUUUGGUUUAUUUGCAACUUAGUCAUGUGUUACUGAAAGCAGAAGAUAGGUAUACUUAAGUUUACAAUCUGAUACGGUACGAAUAUUAAUAUACCAUAUUUAUUUAUAUCAUAACACCAUAUAUGUCAUACAAUGUAUAAGUAUACGUAUCGAAGGUUGAUUCAUGAACAUACAUGAAUGUUUUAUUACGUGGCAUAAAGGAAUAUUGGUCACCUUAUUGCGUACCCGGAUGUACAUAGAUAGGUUAUGGUCAGAUAUGUCCCCGUGUAUAUUUUUGUAGUAGGUACCGACAUCCCCGAGCGGAAACAACACAUACUUUAGACAUUUAAUAUCCAACAGGAAAUAGAAACUUAAACGAUUAAAUAAAUAUGUUGUUUCGAUUUCAGAAUUCAGCUUUCAGUAUAAUCGACGCAUGUUUUUUUUUUUAUUUGUAUCUACGUUCAAUGUUAAAACGUAAUUUCCUUAUUGAAUGCAUCAAGCUAUCAGUAACUGAUACGAUUUGAUCGGUGUACAUUUUAAUGGUCCUGGAAAAAUAUCUCCAAAUCAAUACCGGUGUUAUCGAUUUUAUUUCAAUGUUGUAUACACGAGUCAAUUGAGCAAUCCCUCAUUCCUCAAAGUUGGCCUUAAUUUAAACAAUAUAUCAAAAUUAUAAGAUGAUAUUAACGAAAGUACCUAACAUCAUUUGUGGUCCCUCGGGUUCCUUCGGGAUCCCUCGGAGUCCUUGCUGAGUUUGUGUACAUAGUACUAAGCGUGUUAUCAGAUAUGUAGUAAACGUAGGAACCAACCUCGGCUCCAUUGUAUA
Molecule: messenger RNA, 2633 nt
Organism: Ylistrum balloti
Lineage: Eukaryota; Metazoa; Mollusca; Bivalvia; Pectinida; Pectinidae
Product: cytochrome P450 10-like
Exons: 10
Coding region: 64-1629 (521 amino acids)
Molecular function (GO): oxidoreductase activity, acting on paired donors, with incorporation or reduction of molecular oxygen; heme binding; monooxygenase activity
Source: RefSeq, a predicted model, not a curated record